Messenger RNA from Akanthomyces muscarius, 1734 nucleotides. RefSeq lists its product as uncharacterized. The record is from RefSeq and is a predicted model, not a curated record. Gene Ontology annotation, biological process: transmembrane transport. Gene Ontology annotation, molecular function: transmembrane transporter activity. Gene Ontology annotation, cellular component: fungal-type vacuole membrane. NCBI's taxonomy places the organism in Eukaryota, Fungi, Ascomycota, Sordariomycetes, Hypocreales, Cordycipitaceae. The coding region runs from base 1 to 1734 and encodes 577 amino acids. The transcript has 3 exons.
AUGUCGUUGGUGCAGCAUUUGAUCCCAGAAGACGAGUUUGAGCCCGAUUGGCCAGAUUCGGACGACAGCAGCUGCAUCGCCGCCGCCGAGCAACUUGCCCAAGUCGGCGGCUCGUGGCGGCGCAUGAGCUUCGAUGCGUUUGCGCCUGUGCGACCAAACUUUGACCUGACAGAGGACAAGCAGCACCGAGAGGCUGCCUAUAGAGCGUCGACCCUGCGAAGAAUUAUCCAAGUUGCGCUCGCAGUCAGCUUUUGCUUUCUGGCAUCCGGCAUCGUGUUUGGCUUUGCGUCCAUCAAGCCGAUUCUCGUGUCCGAAGGCGUCUACAGCGAAUCUUGCAAGCAUGGUGGAAAAGGCAAGGACGGGAGCGGCAGCAGAGCGCCGUGCGCGGAGCAGGAAAUACGGCUGAAUCUACUCUUCAUCGUGGCGUCCGUGACGACCAACACGUCCAGCCUCUUUGCAGGGUACACACUGGAUCGCUUCGGCCGACGGUGGUGCGCGACGGUGGCGGCGGGCUUCUUGGCGGUGGGCGCGUUGAUGAUGGCCUCACAUGGCAGGUUCUACAAGCUGGACGGGUACCUGCCGGGCUUCUUCUUCCUGAGUCUGGGCGGGACGUUUCUCUUUCUCCCUAGCUUCCAGUUAUCCAAUGCAUUUCCAAAGUACGCGGGGCUGGUCGUGGCCCUGAUAACCUGCGCGUUCGACGCCUCGUCCGCCGUCUUCUUCCUCUACCGCCUCGCCUGGGACGCCGCCCCCGGCAUGACAAUGGCCAAGUUCUUCCUGGCCUACCUGUGCGUCCCGGCCGCCAUUGUCCUCGCCGAGUGGACCGUCAUGCCGAAGCAGCGCUACCACACCCUGCCCGAGCUCGAGCGCAAGAUGGUCAAGGUCCAGGAGGAGCUCGCCGCCGUGUACGACUCGGACGACGACCUUUCAGACACGCACUCGCUGCUGCGCGUGCGCAGCCGCGCCGAGCAGAGGCGCGACAAGCUGGACCGCAUCCAGGAGAUUGCGGGCGACGUCGGCGAGCGCCAGGACCGGAUGCUGCAGCAGCAGAGCGACGGCGGCAUCUGGGGCAGGCUGCACGGCCAGCCGGUCAAGGCGCAGAUGCGGACGCCGUUUUUCGCGCUCCUGCUGUCCGUCACGGCGUUUCAGAUGCUGCGCAUGAACUUUUUCAUUGCGACAAUCGGGUCGCAGUACCGGUACAUGGUCGGCCUGGACGGCGAGGCGGCCAUUGCCAGCUUUUUCAACGCCGCGCUGCCCAUUGGCGGCGUGGCUGCCACGCCGCUCAUCGCGUUGCUGCUCAACAGCUGCAGCGUCGCCACGGUUCUGAGCGUCAUGACGGCGUAUGUGGCGGUGAUGGGCGUGUUCAACUGCUUCUCGUCUGUGCCGGCGGGCAUUGCGACCGUGGUCAUUUUUGUGACGUUUCGGCCGUUUUACUACUCUGCUGUUUCGUACACGGCGUCCAAGAUUUUCGGCUUUGCCACUUUUGGCCGAGUGUACGGGACCGUCAUCUGCGUGUCGGGCGUCUUCAACCUGGUCCAGCCCGCGGUGGAAAGCUGGCUGAGCGUACAGCUGCAAGGGAAUCCGCUGGUGCUCAAUAUUGCCUUUGGUGUCGUCGGCACCGUCUUGGCUGCCAUGUUUACGGGCUACGUACAAUGGCAGAGCCGAGAGAGCAGCAAAAGGCAUGUGCAUAACGACGCGUGCCAUGGUGGAACAACGUAUGGUACAGUAGCUUCGUAA